Juglans microcarpa x Juglans regia is the source of this 1011-nucleotide messenger RNA. Its product is annotated as ATP-dependent Clp protease proteolytic subunit 2, mitochondrial. The transcript is spliced from 2 exons. The coding region runs from base 155 to 892 and encodes 245 amino acids. The record is from RefSeq and is a predicted model, not a curated record. NCBI's taxonomy places the organism in Eukaryota, Viridiplantae, Streptophyta, Magnoliopsida, Fagales, Juglandaceae. Gene Ontology annotation, cellular component: endopeptidase Clp complex. Gene Ontology annotation, molecular function: ATP-dependent peptidase activity; serine-type endopeptidase activity; ATPase binding. Gene Ontology annotation, biological process: protein quality control for misfolded or incompletely synthesized proteins.
CUAAGUUACAUUUCCAUCGGCCAAAACAUACAAGCGUUUCUCGUCUGUCGAAGGUACUCAUCGGUAAUCAAACAAACAGACCUACUCCUUCUCCCUUCUUUGAGUUUCUUUGAAAGUCGAAGAUCUAUUCCCCUUCUCUUAACUUACAACCACGAUGAGGAGCCUAAUUUCAAGAGCUAGACUCCUCGCCGCCACCUUAUCGGCCGGGGGAUCAGCAUCGACGUGGGCUCACCAGCCGGUGCGCAGGUACAGCCUUAUCCCUAUGGUGAUAGAGCACUCGUCGCGAGGCGAGCGCGCCUACGAUAUCUUCUCCCGCCUCCUCAAGGAGCGAAUCGUGUGCAUCAAUGGCCCCAUCUCCGACGACACCUCCCACGUCGUCGUCGCCCAGCUCCUCUUCCUCGAGUCCGAGAACCCCUCCAAACCUAUCCACAUGUACCUCAACUCCCCCGGCGGCGCCGUCACCGCAGGUCUUGCCAUUUAUGAUACUAUGCAGUACAUCCGGUCUCCAAUCAAUACAAUUUGUUUGGGCCAAGCUGCAUCGAUGGCAUCUCUUCUUUUAUCAGCAGGGACCAAGGGUGAAAGAAGAUCUCUCCCGAAUGCAACAGUUAUGAUUCAUCAGCCUUCGGGAGGAUACAGUGGGCAGGCGAAGGAUAUGACAAUUCACACAAAGCAGAUUGUUCGGGUUUGGGAUUCGCUAAAUGCACUGUAUUCAAAGCACACGGGGCAGUCGAUAGAGAUAAUUCAGAAGAAUAUGGAUAGAGAUUACUUUAUGACACCAGAUGAGGCCAAGGAGUUUGGGAUUAUUGAUGAGGUUAUUGAUGAAAGACCAGUGGCUUUGGUGACUGAUGCUGUUGGAAAUGAAGGAAAGGACAAAGGUUCAAGUAAGGAUUAGAGAGUAACAAGAAAUAUGUUGUUUUGAGAUUUCUUGUUAACCUUCAUUAUAAUAACGUGGUAGUUCUCGACUUGAUUUUUUGUCUUGUUUAUGAAGAUUGUUAGGUUUGACAGUGCAAA